Emiliania huxleyi CCMP1516 is the source of this 774-nucleotide messenger RNA. RefSeq lists its product as hypothetical. The record is from RefSeq and is a predicted model, not a curated record. Lineage: Eukaryota; Haptophyta; Isochrysidales; Noelaerhabdaceae. The transcript has 4 exons. Bases 1 to 774 code for a protein of 257 amino acids.
AUGGCGACGGACGCGCAGCAGGCCGCCGCCAAGCUGCUCGCCUUUGUCGGCGCCGAGUCGCGGUCGCUGCGCCUCCACUUCUCCGCCCUCGUCGCCGUCCCGUUUGCGCACGGCGCGCACGUCUUCAUGCCCGCCACGGCGCUCGACCGCGGGCUCCUGCUCCGCCUGCUCGCGACGCUGCAGAAGCGGCUCGGCCGCUUCGACGACAAGUGCGUGCACGCCACGCAGGCCUUCUUCGAGACGCUGCCCGCGCACGGCGGCCUCUCCCUCCCGCAGCUCGACGCCGCGCUCAGCCGGGCGAAGCAGGCGAACGAGUCGGAGGAGAAGUGCCUGCGCGGCCACGACGCCCUCAAGGCGGUGGCGGCGCACGACUCCGUCGGCGGCGGCGAGGUGUACUCCGACGUGGCCUCCGCCGCGCACCUGGCCGCCGGCACGCUUCCCAAGGCGGCGCAGCUAAAGGCGCUCCGCGCGCACCUCGAGCAGGCCAAGCGCACGCUCGCCGCUGCGCUCCCGUCGCUCGGCUCGCUCCUCGAAGGGACGGUCAAGGCGGGCUUCGACGUGGGCGGUGCCUACCUCGGCUUCUGCUCCGAGCGCGCCAUCGUGGCGGCGCACCUCCUCAGCAGGGGCGGCGCGCACGACAGCGCGUGGCGGCAGACGCAAGGGGGCGGAGGGCGUGGCGGAGGGCGCACCUACGACGAGCUCAUCCAGGCCGCCAUCGUCGCCGGAGUCGGCCCGGCGCCCGGCGCAUUCGCUGGCGUCGGGCGGAGGGCCUGA